Messenger RNA from Adineta ricciae, 1209 nucleotides. Lineage: Eukaryota; Metazoa; Rotifera; Eurotatoria; Adinetida; Adinetidae. The record is from the annotation of a GenBank genome assembly.
AUGUCUCUAACAUGCAAUGCCGACUUUUUUUCUCACCAAUACGAUCCAAAGCGAGUAAACCCGAACUUUGAAUUUUUAAUUCAAAUAAUUCAAUCAAUAUACGAACCGUUGGUGGUAUCAUCGGAUGAGUCAUCGUGUGCGAUUUCGUGUGAUUUUCUGCAAGAAUUUAAUGGCUUGAAUCAGCCAGAACAACUUCGAUUAUUCUCAAAAAUCAGGAAUUUACAUGAACUCUGGAUGUUCUUAGCAUUGAACCCAACAUCAUACGAUUGUGAAACAUUUUUCCAGGAAUUUUAUCAAUUAACGUCCAAGUUUCUGUCAGUGAAGCAGCAUUUGUCUUUCCAUUGCGAAGAUUUUCUACUAACAUUGGGUGUUUCAUACGAUGAUAAAUUAAGAUACAAUUGCUUUCAAAUUGUAGCUUUGUUAAUCAAUGAUCCUCAUCCGCAAAGUAAAGAAACGUUAAGAAAAUUGGAUCGUAUGUGCUAUGAAUGUUUAUACGAUUUUCAUGUUUAUUAUGAGCAAAUCAAAAAUUUCACAAUUGAAUCUCGAAUAAUUGAUCUGACGAAAGAAGAUGUUCGACAAUUAAUUGAUGGAAAAGCGAUUCGAAGCGAUCUCGAAGAAAAAAUCAGUGAUGCAAUUACUGAACUAGGCGGACUCGUGUUUUUCAAAAUGCAUCGAAGUCCGAAAGAUGCUUAUCAAAGUCUAUGUAAAGAAAUCGAUAAUGAAUGGAUUCAGAUCUGGAAGCUCAACUCGGACGAAGAUCCUCAGAUUCAUUUCAUGAAAAUUCAAAAUUGUGAUCAAUUGAAAUUGCUCUUCAAGAACAGUUCUCGUCUUCGCGAAGAUUUCAACGAUGAUUCUCUAAAUGAAAAACUUGUUUUACGCAAGUGGAUCGAUGCUCUUCCUCCUGAAUUCCGAUGUUUCGUUUGUCACGGACAACUAAAUGCCGUUUCAUCACAAGGAUCUCAUCAACAUAAUGAACAUGAAUAUCAAGAAUUUUUCAACUCAUCGUAUUUUCACGAUAUCAUUCGAUGUAUUCCAUAUUCUCAUGCGGUAAUCGAUUGUGCAGUUAACGUACAGAAUCACCAGGUGAUCAUCAUUGAAAUCAAUCCAUUCAGCAAACGAUCAUCGGCAGGAAAAUAUUCAUGGAUUCUUGACCGGGACAUUCUCUAUAACCACUACAACAAUCAUCAAUCGACAAACAUUCGCGUGUAA